Messenger RNA from Solea senegalensis (Senegalese sole), 1150 nucleotides. It is a transcript of the gene cryba1l1, whose product is annotated as crystallin, beta A1, like 1. Lineage: Eukaryota; Metazoa; Chordata; Actinopteri; Pleuronectiformes; Soleidae. The coding region runs from base 91 to 717 and encodes 208 amino acids. The transcript has 6 exons. Gene Ontology annotation, molecular function: structural constituent of eye lens. The record is from RefSeq and is a predicted model, not a curated record. Gene Ontology annotation, biological process: lens development in camera-type eye; visual perception.
CAGGUUCUGUCAAAGGUCCACGCGAGAGAGGCGUUAGGUGCGAAUCAGUCCCGAGCUCUUCCAAUAAAGUGACUAACUGUAGGAGUAAAGAUGUACAGAACUACCAGGUCCCCAAUGAUGCAGCCACUGGUCAGCUCAGGAAUGGGCAUGGCUCCAUUCUUCAAGGUGACUGUGUUUGAGCAGGAGCAUUUCCAGGGCAAGUUUCUGGAGUUCACCUCCGAGUGCUGCAACAUCCAGGAGUGUGGACUGGACAACAUCCGCUCCAUCAGGGUGGAGAGCGGAGCCUGGGUUGGUUUUGAGCACCAUGACUUCCAGGGACAGCAGUUCAUCCUGGAGAGAGGAGAGUAUCCUCACUGGGAUGCUUACAGUGGUUCCAUCUCCUACCACGUGGAGCGCCUCAUGUCUCUGCGUCCCAUCUACUGCGCCUCUCACCAGAGCAGUCGCAUGAUGAUCUUUGAGAGGGAAAACUUCAUGGGCCGCAAUGUGGAGAUUUGUGACGACUACCCGUCUCUGCAGGCCAUGGGCUGGAUGAUGCCUGAAGUUGGCUCCAUGCACGUGCAGUGCGGCGCCUUUGUGUGCUACCAGUAUCCUGGCUACAGGGGGCAGCAGUACAUCAUGGAGUGUGAGAGACACAGUGGAGACUACCAGCACUGGAGGAACUGGGGUUCUCACUGUCAGACCCCUCAAAUCCAGUCCAUGAGGCGCAUCCAGCACUAAGAGGAGGACAGGCUGAGACCAUGGCCCAGGGACAGAAAAAAUCCACCCCCCCACUUCUCCCCUUUCUUUCCCUCUCUUAUAUCCUUUACUUCCUCUUGACUUGAGCCACAAAAUCCGCCCCAACCUAAGUCAACACCUCCAAAUUGUGAUGAGAGACAGUAUCAUACUGUUACAGCACAGACACACACACUCUCACAACAACAUGCUGACACUCACUGUGUCUUUUUACUUGGUUCAUACAUUUCUACACACUCUCACCUGAGAUGCGUGAUGGAGCAGAGCAUUUCCUCUAAGGGCUGGAAGCAAACAGAGGGCAGAUGAACGACCAUUGUCUUUCCCCAGUCACUCUCUUCAGAGCAGCAGCCCAGAUGUGUUUUGUUGCUGUGUGUAGAUGAUUCACAAGAUGAUAUCUAAUAAACUCAUUUCCACUUCA